This is a messenger RNA of Sander lucioperca (pikeperch), 1429 nucleotides long. RefSeq lists its product as uncharacterized. The record is from RefSeq and is a predicted model, not a curated record. The transcript is spliced from 8 exons. Lineage: Eukaryota; Metazoa; Chordata; Actinopteri; Perciformes; Percidae. The coding region runs from base 200 to 1429 and encodes 409 amino acids.
AAUCUAUCCAAGAUGGCUGCCCUCGCGAGCGACGCGGUGUUGAGCAUGAAACAACUUGUUGAAGUGGAAGAAGUGCAGUGAGCAUCCCCCAAAAUCAAGUCCUACAUUGUCACCAGACUCACCAGAGAGCAACUUUAUUGGACCAACUUACUCCAAAUAUUGAACAAGUCUGACCUUUCUGUGAUUUGUCCCUCAGAAGAUGGCAGCAACCCAAAAAUUUCUGCUGCGUGUUUAUGUUGCCACAGAUGUUGCUAUAAAGGUAACUUUGACUGAGCGACCAGAGUCGGUGAAAGAGCUAAUCAACAUACUGCGAGAAAAAGCCAAGCCAAGACUGGACUUUGAGUUUACCUUGUAUUAUGAGGAUCCUGACUUUGGUGGACAACUCAGCUGUCUAGUUGAUAUUCAAGAGUUACCAGAGAAGGCGACAUUGAAAAUUAUCAGAUCAGAAAGUGAUACCAGCUCAUGUGCAUCUUCUGAUACAGACAUCCUUCCUCUUGUGCCUAUAAGCCAGCGUCAGAAGUCCUGGCCUGACAUCUUCCCUGUGCCAACUUUUUCUUAUGAAGUGGAGCAUGUGCUUGAAGAGGGAAACAGUGCAUUUGCAACUUCUGGAAAGACACUGAAAUUAACCAGAUCCCAAAAGCACAACAUCUUGGAGAACAUGGCUGCAGUGAUGUACAACUUCAAACCUUACCCAAGUGACAAUGAUGUGGGUAUGGCAGCUGAAGCUCUUGUUAGAGCUCAUCCUUGUCUUAAAGAGCCUGGAAGUGUGAGUGGAUGGUAUGGAUGGAAAAUGAGCCUGAAAUUUAAGAUGGGGGAUUAUCGUGGCAAGCUGUCAAGAUCUGGAUGUUUGGAGGUGUCUGUCAACGCAGGUAAAAGGAGCAAAAAUAACCCUGACAAAGAGCACCCGCACUCCAACAUAAAAAGAGCCAGACGAGCUGAAGUGAACUUCCUUCCAAACUUUCCCAAGGGAGAAAGUCAGGCCAGUUUGGAAGAAAUGAGACUGCAGAUUAUGGACGAAGUUCAGAAGAGUCAGCAAAACCUACGCUUGAUAGAAAUGCUAAUGCAGAAGACCUUUGCCCUUCGUCGCCAGGAGAUAAUUCAGGAAAAUCCACAGGUGAAGGACUUCUUGGGGAAAUGGCCGGCUCUUCGGAUUGAAUCACAGCUUUGUGCUGAGUUCCAACGCAUCACAAACGUCAACCUACGGAACCAGUUCUAUGCUGUGCUUGACCAACAUACACCUGGACUGGUGGCCUUGUAUAGGCAGAAGGAACGAACCGGAAAGAUAUCAGAGGCGCUGCGUGACAUCUUAAAGAUUUAUGAUCUCCAGGUGGAGGAGUCAGAUGAGCCAGGCAUCAUUGACACUCCUGUUGCUCUUGUCACAGCAGUCACAGAGGACACUGCAGAUCCAGUCUUUGACUUUCAGAUCUGA